AUGGGGAUCGUGUGUCAUAUCUCGGCUUCUUGUUUGCUAAAUCCUACUAAAGUGUUACUUCAGCAACCUAUUAGUAGCGGUCAAGGAAAUACUGAAAAUCUAACAAAUGUUUCAACAUUACCAUCAAAAAAACAGUUACAUCGUACUGAUAACAGAUUUAGGCAUCGUAUGAAAACUGUUACUUCCUUCCACAAAGGUGAAAUUUGCACAGGAUGUGAAAAAAGUAUGACUUUACUUUUUUCUCAUGGUUAUAAAUGUACAAGAUGUAAGCAUUUAUUUCAUUCAAAAUGUAUUUCACAAUCAAGUCGUGUUUCUUGUGACAAUGUUAAUCGAGUAAGACGCACACCUAGCAAAUUAAACAAAAAUAAUAAAACGGAACAGUUGCCAAUAACUUCUUGGAAUGUAACUCGCACAUCAGAAUUUCGUGAUCCAAGGGAUAUUAUUGUUACAGAUGUAUCAGAAUUGCAAAAUAUGGAUGAUUUCAUCUUUAAAAAGUUGUGUCAAAUGAGUGGAAAUAAUGAACAGAAAGAUUGUCUAGUUGAUGUUGUUUUUAAAAGAUCUUUAAGAGAAUUUAAGUUCAAUCUUAUAAGUACAUAUUCUGUAGCUGCAGCACAAGAUGGCCGUUUAUGUAUUUGCUAUAAAGAUCUAAUAGAUAAUUUUGAGCAAGUUAUGCAAAGUGUUUGUCAUCAAGAAAACACUAGUCAAACAUUCCCUGUAAUUAUGGGUGUAAAUGCAUUCCGUGGCUUUCUAGAUGAAUUUAGAAAUUUAUAUAGGAAUGAAGAAAAAAUUAAAUCUAAAGGGAAGAAAAGAAAACGAAAGAAAAUGGAAUUAUCAGAAUAUAUGGGUCAUAAAUUCAUGGCUGUUGUUAUAAACAUUCCUACUGCUUGCGAAAUAUGUUCUUCUUUUAUGUGGUUAAUGGAGAAGGGAUUAGUCUGUCAAGGAUGUAAAUUGACCUGUCAUAAAAAGUGUUACACUAAAGUUAAUGUAUAUUGUAAGAAUUGCCUCAGCCAACAUGAGAAGCGUGUUUUUGGUGCUCCAUUAGAAUAUCUAGUAUCAUCUGAGAUUAGAAUUCCUAUUGUUGUUGAACGAUUAAUAACAGUAAUAGAAUUAAAAGGAUUGUAUACAGAAGGUAUCUACAGGAAGUCUGGAAUUGCUUCCAAAGUACGAAAAUUAAAAGAUCUAAUGGAAGAAGGUAUGUAAA
Centruroides sculpturatus (bark scorpion) is the source of this 1201-nucleotide messenger RNA. RefSeq names its product unconventional myosin-IXa-like. Gene Ontology annotation, molecular function: GTPase activator activity; microfilament motor activity. The record is from RefSeq and is a predicted model, not a curated record. The coding region runs from base 1 to 1200 and encodes 399 amino acids. The transcript is spliced from 10 exons. Gene Ontology annotation, biological process: intracellular signal transduction. NCBI's taxonomy places the organism in Eukaryota, Metazoa, Arthropoda, Arachnida, Scorpiones, Buthidae.